Dipodomys ordii (Ord's kangaroo rat) is the source of this 2211-nucleotide messenger RNA. It is a transcript of the gene Taf7, whose product is annotated as TAF7 RNA polymerase II, TATA box binding protein (TBP)-associated factor, 55kDa. NCBI's taxonomy places the organism in Eukaryota, Metazoa, Chordata, Mammalia, Rodentia, Heteromyidae. Gene Ontology annotation, molecular function: RNA polymerase II general transcription initiation factor activity. Gene Ontology annotation, biological process: transcription initiation at RNA polymerase II promoter; RNA polymerase II preinitiation complex assembly; regulation of transcription by RNA polymerase II. The coding region runs from base 615 to 1661 and encodes 348 amino acids. The transcript has 2 exons. Gene Ontology annotation, cellular component: transcription factor TFIID complex. The record is from RefSeq and is a predicted model, not a curated record.
GCUUGCCCGCGCCGGCCAGGGCGCGCGGGUGCUUGUUCGAUUGAAUGCGCGGAGCUGCGGAAUUCUGCAAUCUGGUGCCGGUAGCUGCGGGGUCUCCGUGAUUCUUCGAGCUGCCUGCUCUGGAUGCUUUUAUUGGUAACCGGAUCACUUUGCAAGGCAGCAAAAAGAACAAAGGACUCCUGGCUGAAUUCACUGAUCUACCGGCUUCCUCUUCCGUUUCGCUCGGGCCAGGGCAAGCUAUUGUAUAAUCAUCAGUGGGUGAAGCCAUUUGCUUUCCCUGCUGGCUCCGGCUAGCUCAGUCUUCAUUGCACGGCAGCGACAUCUAGAGGUUGAAACAUGGUAUUGCGGCUAAGAAUCAAGUAAAUGAAAAUAAAUAAGAAGCCAGAGUGUUAAUGGUAUUUCGUCAGUCAUUUAGGGAAAAGACUUGGGAUUCACUAAAAAUUAAGACAAAUUGGACGCUUAGCUGCUUUUCCAAUUCGCUGCUGUUCUACUUGAAACUCUUUGUGAUUAAAGAUAACAGUCCAUAGCGUAUUGGUCUUUUUAACUGUUUCAGUAGCUGGAACUUUUUAGUGCAACAAGUGUUUGUUAGAGAAGUGAGUCACAAAGAAGAAAAGAUGAGUAAGAGCAAAGAUGAUGCUCCUCAUGAACUAGAGAGCCAGUUUAUUUUACGCUUACCUCCAGAAUAUGCUGCUAAUGUGAGGAGGGCAGUACAAUCUGGCCAUGUCAACCUGAAGGAUAGAUUGAGCAUUGAGUUACAUCCUGAUGGGCGUCAUGGAAUUGUCAGAGUGGACCGGGUCCCUUUGGCUGCAAAACUGGUAGAUCUGCCUUGUGUUAUGGAAAGUUUGAAGACCAUUGACAAAAAAACCUUUUACAAGACUGCCGAUAUCUGUCAGAUGCUUGUAUGCACGGUUGAUGGUGAUCUCUAUCCUCCUGUGGAGGAACCAGUUGCUACUGCUGAUCCCAAAGCAAGCAAGAAAAAAGAUAAAGAUAAAGAGAAAAAGUUUGUCUGGAACCAUGGAAUUUCUGCCCAUAAAAAUGUUAGAAAGAGAAGGUUCCGGAAGACAGCAAAAAAGAAGUAUAUUGAAUCUCCAGAUGUGGAAAAAGAAGUCAAGCGAUUGCUUAGUACAGAUGCAGAAGCUGUCAGUACUAGGUGGGAGAUAAUUGCUGAAGAUGAAACGAAAGAGACAGAAAAUCAAGGACUUGAUAUCUCCUCUCCAGGAAUGUCUGGCCACAGGCAGGGCCAUGACUCAUUAGAACAUGAUGAGCUUCGAGAGAUAUUCAAUGACCUGAGCAGCAGCAGUGAAGAUGAAGAUGAGACGCAGCAUCAAGAUGAAGAAGAUGUAAACAUCAUUGACACAGAGGAAGAUCUAGAGAGACAGCUACAGGAUAAGCUAAACGAGUCAGAUGAACAGCACCAAGAAAACGAAGGAACCAAUCAGCUGGUUAUUGGAAUUCAGAAACAGAUUGACAACAUGAAAGGCAAGCUCCAAGAGACCCAGGACAGGGCAAAACGACAAGAGGAUCUCAUCAUGAAAGUGGAAAACCUGGCUCUGAAGAACAGGUUUCAGGCUGUGCUAGAUGAACUCAAGCAAAAGGAAGAUAGAGAAAAGGAGCAGCUCAGCUCUUUGCAAGAAGAGCUAGAAUCACUUCUAGAGAAAUGAGAACAUUGAUACUUAAUUUCAGUCCCCAGACUGGUUAGCAUAAAAAACUUUCCUCAUUUGGACUGGGUAUUAAGACAUUGCAAUAGUUCUUAUCUACUCCAAUACUAAAAGUUGUGUUGAAUUAUCUGUCAAUUUUCAGAACCAUAUUACUGGGUUGUACAUUCUUUAAGAUUUUAGGAUUGCAUAGGCAGAAUAAUGCUUGUUUUAGUAGGUUGGCAUCAUGUAAUGUUAGUGAUCUAAAAGUGACAAGAUUAGUGAAAUUAAUAGUUAAGAUUGAUGAAAGUUGUAAGAUUAGUGACAUAAACAGCUCAGCCUUAAACAGCUUCACUGAAAGACUUUUGCUAUUGUUUUUCUGUUUUCCAGAAGCUGCUAUUGCUACUCUAUGUUGUCAUGUAAGAUCAUGAAGAAAAAACUAGUCUGGAAACAAUAGAGCUAGUUUUAAAUUAUCCUUUGUCAUAUAAAUGCUAUUUACUACUUAAAGCUAAUUCUCAUAUGUAGAGAUGUGAAUAAUAUAAUUUUUAUAACAAUAAAAGCAAAUAUUUUCACUUUA